Molecule: messenger RNA, 2807 nt
Organism: Betta splendens (Siamese fighting fish)
Lineage: Eukaryota; Metazoa; Chordata; Actinopteri; Anabantiformes; Osphronemidae
Gene: cep83
Product: centrosomal protein 83
Exons: 16
Coding region: 46-2295 (749 amino acids)
Cellular component (GO): centrosome
Source: RefSeq, a predicted model, not a curated record
GCGUUUUACAGUGUAGCAAGAAUUGCAUUCUGGGUAAAUAUUCCCAUGAUUCCACGGUUUGUAGGAAAGAAAGAAGUCCAUGGUGACUUUACACUCAUCCUGCUUCUGGCUGGCUCUCGUAGAGGUGAUAUGGCCUCCACUGCUCUCGGGCGGUCUGCCCCUGUCCUGCCGAACAUGGAGACUGGGAUCAGGAGUUCCACAGCCUUGUUAGGGUUGUCUGCUGGUUUGGGUGGCGCAGAGAUGGAGCUGCAGAAGAUGCUUAUUGAUGAGAGGAUAAAGUGUGAAAACCACAGAACCAACUACCAGACGCUAAAGGCUGAACAUGCCAGCCUGCAGGAUGAGUUCAUGAGGGCACAGAACGAACUUAAGCGUCUACUGAGCGACAGACAGGCUCAACAGGAAAAACUGCAGCUGCUGCUGGCUGAGCUGCGAGGAGAGCUACUGGACAAAACCAGGGAGCUGGAGGAGCUUCGGCUGCAGGUGAUGACCCCUCAGCGGGUGGAGUUGCUCAGAGCUCAGGUGCAGCAGGAGAUGGAAGCCCCUGUCAGAGAAAGGUUCAACAAACUAGAAGAGGAGGCAGAGAAAUACAGAUCUGAGUACAAUAAGCUGCGGUAUGAGUACACCUUCAUCAAGUCCCAGUUUGACCAUCAGAGAGAAGAACAUACUCGCGUCCUGGAGGAGAGGAGGAUUCGCUAUGAGGCAGAGAUCUCUCGUCUGCAGAAGGACAGGGAGGAGAUGGUGGCCCAGUACCAGGGUUCAGACCCACUGCGUGAUGGGAAACGGGUGGAAGCUCUGCUGAGGGAAAAAGCCCAGCUCCACCUUCGACUGAAGGGCCUGGAGGCAGAGGUGGCUGAGCUCCGAGCCCAGAAAGAAAACUCGGGUCAGCAGGCUGAAAAUGUCCAGCGUAUCCAGAUCAGACAGUUGACAGAAAGUCAGGCCAUAGUGAAAUCACUGGAGGCAGAGCGUCAGUCAUUGCGCUUGCAGCUGGAGCGGAUGGAGAGUGAACUACAUUCCAGCCAAGAGCAAAACAGCCAGCUGACUGGACGUUUGCACAAAGCUGAGAGAGAGGUCAACUCCCUAACCUGUCAGAUUGAAAGCCUGAAACAUUCACACAAACUGGAGGUGGCCAGCAUCAAACUGGAGUGUACCCGCUCUAAAGGGGAGGUGGAGAGGGAGAGAGACACACUGCAGGGGCAGAUUGAUGGUCUGCAGGGAGAUGUGGAGGUGCUCAGAGCUGCAGUGGAGCGACACAAAGAAGUCCUGGUGGAGAAGGAGAGGGAGCUGGUCAGGAAGGUGCAGUCAGCCCGUGAGGAGGAGUUCCGCAAAACAGCGUCCUUGCACGAGGAAAAGUUGGAAUUAGAGAAUCGUCUUGCAUCUCUAGAACAGCAGAGGGUGAUGCAGGAUGCUGUAGACCACGCCUACAAAGAGGAGUGGGAGGGGCGGCUCCACAGUGCCCAGCAAGGAGAGGAGUCAGUGCGUAGGGAGCUGCACAGUCUGAGAACCAAGCUUCAGCAGCAGAGCUCCCAGCUUGAGGAGCUGGAGAGGCAAAAAGCAGAGAUUGCUGAGCUACAGCAGCACAGCCAGGAUCUGCAGGUCCAGCUGGGGACGCUCUCGCACUCUGAGAGUGACCUGAUGGAGACAAACCAGCACCUGAGAGAAACGUUAGACAAAGUCAGGGAGGAGCUGAGGACAACUCGUGCCCAGGCUGAGAAGAGUCAACACGAGGCAGAAAGGAUGGUGGAGGAGCGUCAACUUAUAUGGUUGGAGCAGAAGCACAAGCUGCAGGAGCAGGAAGCCCAGCUGCUGCAGAAAUACACUCAGGCAAAAGAGAAACUACAGAGGGCAGCAGUGGCACAGAAGAAGAGAAAAACGCUUACAGAGAACAAAGAGAAGAGACUGCAGGAGAAGAUCCAGUUGCUGGAGGCCAAGAUAGAUGAGCUGGAACUGGAAGCAGCAGCAGCCAAGAAACGUUUAUCCUUCUCAGAAGAGCAAGCCCAACUCAACAGACGGUUGAAGGAGCUGCAGCGCCGGCAUAAUGAGUUCCGCCGCCUCCUGUUUGGUGGCCAAGGUGCCUUCACUGUUGGUCCCGCCCUCCUAGCCUCAACACCCACCCCUUUCCUGCAGCUUGGAUCUGAGGGAUUUUUAUCUAACAUUCCAGAGGAGCAGCAUCAGAGGGAGGUGUCUCUGCUGCGUCGGAGGCUGGAGGACCUGGAGAGUGCCCAGCAACAGCAGCUGGAGGAACUGGGAUCUCUGGUGCAGAAAGACAGGGACACAGUUUCCCAUCCCGACCUCUGACCCCUACACCUCAUUUUGCUGGACAUUAAAUGUAACUACAGGGAAGAGUGAAAGACGUCCUGUUUUUAAAAGAAUAUCAGGUUUUUAAAAACAGUUUUCUGACAUCUUUACACACGUACAAAUGUGUUUUGUUAGAGCUUGUGUCUCUAAUGUACAUGCAGCACCUUUUGAAAAAUUUACCAUGAUGUCUUCAGGGUUCGAGUUGUUUUAACACUUUAUUUACAUUUUGCAUCAGCUAAUUUGUCCAGAGGAGCUAAGGACUCAGGAAAUUGUAGGCUGGAAAUUGUACAAAGUACUGUCUAAUAGGUUUUACUUGAAAUCUGUUGCAACCAUUGACAGUUUAUAUUUGUCUUGUUUUUGGUUUUGAUAUUGUGUCAUGUUGGUUGUGGUUUUGUUUUUUACUGUACAGAAUCCAUCAGUAGUUAUCUGCUAGCUGACUCACUCAUGUCAGUUCUGUCAUUCAUAAGCAAAAGAAGAAAACAGUACAAAAUAAACAUUUAAAUUUAAUGUGA